Messenger RNA from Salvelinus fontinalis (brook trout), 3823 nucleotides. Its product is annotated as EMI domain-containing protein 1-like. NCBI's taxonomy places the organism in Eukaryota, Metazoa, Chordata, Actinopteri, Salmoniformes, Salmonidae. The record is from RefSeq and is a predicted model, not a curated record. Bases 682 to 2160 code for a protein of 492 amino acids. Gene Ontology annotation, molecular function: protein binding. The transcript has 17 exons.
CACAUGAGUCCCACGUGUAGCCUACUACUGUAUAAUUUCGAAACUAUAAUGAUUUAAGAUUAGGAAUAUGACAUAAAUCACUCCGGGAUAGUUCAUUGAUAAUGACGAAAGACGCUUAAAGGGAAUCUGUUUUUAAACGUGCCUCGUUUGCGGUGAAAUGUUGAAAUAGAGAAUGGGCAGGGUAAAAGACUGCGGGCUGUGCUUUUAAAAGACUGAAGGAGACUAAUUUAUUUCCAUUGUGAGAAGCUCGACUUGAGAUAGGCUACAGUACGCACAGACGGAGGGAGGGAGUGCUGAUAGUGAAAAGAAAAGAGACCGGCCAGUCACAUUAGCCUACCUAUUUCGUCUGGUUGCUUCGGAACACUGCCUAUAGAUUAGGGCAUGUGGGGAACUUUCUGCAAAGUCGGUGAAUGUUUGAAUAUUUUUGUUUUCGGCCUGUCAUUUUUACCUUUCUUUUCGUGAUAUUUAAAAUGCAGCCACGUUCUUUUUUGCUAUUAUAACGGUAAAGGUGUAGUUGAUAUUUGUAUUUUAUGUAUUUGGUUGAUGAAGGGAUGCGCUCUCUCUCCGUGAAGCGAAAACCUGGACUUUUAGGUAUAUUUUUUUCUCGAACUGGAAAGAAAUCCACUCACUAGCUCACUUUUUUAGGAACUCUUCAGCCUGUGCUUUUUUGACGCCGCGGAAAUGGGAGCGUGUCAACCCGACUGCGUGUCCGCGCUUUCCCGAAAAAGUUUCAGUUGGAUUGUGCUGCUGCUGUGGCUGACUUCUGCAGCGCACGGAACCUGGAGGACGGGUCUUUACAAAUAUUCAACUGGGACACAGCUCAACAGAGAGUCUUCUGCAGCGUCUCGAACCUCUAUUUAUCAAAAAAGGAACUGGUGUCCCCACACGGUCACUAAGACAGUGACGUGCCAGGUGCAGAAUGGGACAACCAUGCAACGUGUCUACCAGACAUGUCGUUGGCCACAGGGAUGCACAGGGGGCAGCUACCGGACAGUGGUCAGACCCUCCUAUAAGGUGGUGUACCGUGCCGUCACCUCUCUGGAGUGGAAGUGCUGUCCAGGCUACAGCGGUACCGCAUGUGAAGAAGAGUCAGGAAACCAGCUGGUGGCUCAGGAGGCGGUGAGGAAGCCGUCUACUCUCCGCCGGCCACCUGCCCCGGCCCGCACAGGAACAGGGGAGCAGCUUUCCACCAAUUGCCUCAACUGUAGUCGAAUCACAGCCCUGACAGAUAGACUCAGCUCACUGGAGGCAAAGGUCCAGGUGCUGUCCUCUCCCGCCUCCGCUUCUCACCGCCACCUACAGGGUAAAGGAGGAUUGGCACGGGAAUCUUCGUCACAGAUGGUGGAUCCACAAACCAAAGGAGCCCCUGGCGAGCAGGGACUCAUAGGUCCACAGGGUGAAAGAGGCAGAGAUGGUACCUCUGGACGAGAUGGGAAGCCAGGGUCUCAGGGACUGCCGGGACCCAGGGGCGAGGCUGGGGUGAGGGGCCCCUCGGGGACCCCAGGACCAGUGGGACCCAAAGGUCUACCAGGUCUCCCAGGAGAGAGGGGUCUACUUGGGCUACCUGGACCUCCAGGACCCCCUGGACCCCCAGCCACUGCCAGUGCCCACAUCCCAGAGCCAGACCGGGGUCAGGGCAAGUUGCUCCUCUCCAACACCUUCCCUGACCCACGAGGGGCUCCUGUUCAGGGCCCCCAAGGCCCUGCUGGACCUGCUGGUCCCCCAGGCCCCAAAGGCCCCAUGGGACCCCCUGGUCCAGCAGGACAGAACGGGAAGUCGGGGACCCCUGGGAUACACGGCCCGGUGGGGCCAAAAGGAGAACGUGGGGAGAGAGGUCCUCUGGGAUAUCCAGGAGAGAGAGGAUUCAUAGGAGAUCCGGGAGUACCAGGAGUCAAGGGAGAACCAGGAGAGAAAGGUCUGCCGAACAAUCUAAAUGGGGACGGGAUACAUCAGAUCAGAGAAGCGCUGAAGAUCUUAGCCGAGAGGGUUUUAAUCCUCGAGACUAUGAUCGGUAUUCAUGAGCCUGAUCUAGGGUCUGGAGAUGGUUCGUUCGGCACUGCGUCCCCAGGCGGUUUCUACAGGAAUAAGCGAGCAGGAGCCCUACCCUAUUGGCUUGUCUCCCCUCCUCUGUCCUCGGACACCAAGGUUCAGGGGAAGUAGCCUCCCUCCUGCAUCUCUGAGGAUCACGGGGUCUAACCACCCCUCCCUUAGGUCUCUCUGGCACUCUACUGAUCCAGACCUUAUCUGAUACCCUCUGUCGGCUGUACCAUCAGAUGAAAGGUGGGGGACACCUCAGGGAAGCCCCACUGGUGCUCCGGAGUCUUCCCACCUCCAUUGGGAACCAGUACCACCCCCUCUAGCCCAACACACACCUCCCCAUAGACCCAUGGCUCCCCCUGUGUCCCGUCCUUGUGUCUACAGCUAGGAAAUAUUUUAGCCUCGGAAAACAUGCAAAGAUUCUUGUAAGAUAAAAGGAAACCCAAUAUUAAAGGAAAAUUACCACCCAAAAACUAUAUUUUGGUAUUUGUUUCAUUAGUCCAUUGUUGACAUAGUCCCAAAUGUUUUGCUUGUCAGCAAUCAAGUUUUCAAGAUAUGUAACUUUCAAAAUACAGAAAUCAUCCCUGUAUGAUGCAUUUAGCAUCAUAUGAUAAUUUUUGCAGGGAGUUUUCCUUUAAAUGUUUAAUGGUGCUCAUUCAACUGAAAACAAUUCUGGACUAUAAGGGUCAUUGCAGUAUAGUAUAAAUGAGGGUCAAUUAAAGGAGACAUCAAGUGUGAAAGAAAAGAGACUGUCUCUGAGAAUUUGUUUGGACCUCAUCAAUGUCGGGAAUCUCAGAGGUUUACUUAUUUAAAUGUAUUUAACAUGUACAGACUGCAAGACACACAUGUACACAAACAAACCUCUUCCCCUUAUAUUCCUUUUGGUUCUAUAAUAUUGUUUUAAUCCUUGUUAUUAAGUGCACUAUAAAGAUGAAGAAUUACACACCGUUCCCAUUGAGGUAUCAGUUAAUAGUGACAUGUUAUGAAAAGUCAAGCAUAUCUGUGUGUGUGUCUUGGUGUCUGAUAUCCACCCCUUUAAAUUAAACACACAAGGGAUGUAACUUUAUUUAUUUUAUUCACAUUGUAGUUGAGAUUUAUGUUGUUGCACAUCAAUUCAGUUCUGUGCUACCCUUUUCUGCACUUUCUACAUUUUAGACGGAAUUUUCUCAACAACGGUGCCGAAAUACAAAACUCAAAUCCUCAUAGCAAAGUAUGUUCUACAAAGUUCUGAUUUGUGAUCAAAUUCCUGCAUUUCUUUCGAACCCCCCAAGCUGCAGCUCCUGGAUAAACUAUCAGUAGUAAGACAUGUCACAUUUCUUUUAAAGCCACAAGCUAAAGCAAUGUCAUCUCUAAGAAACCCUUUCUCCUACAGCAACUUCCAUCCUAAGCACACACCACACAGUAGGAGUAGAGGACUUGUUGAUGGAACUUGAAUACAUUUUUGUGUAACUUUGUACCACCAUUUCAUUCUUUAGAUUUGACAUUUUAGUAAUUUAGCAGAUGCUCUUAUCUAUCCACAGCAACUUUCAGUAGUGAGUGCAUACGUUUUUCAUACUUCCUUCGUAUAUUUCGACUGAUUUAUCUGUCACAGUGAAGAAAAACGCUUCUUUGAUCAAAUGUGUUUCUUUAUCUUAAAAAAAAUUAUUAAUAGCAGUUUCUUGUUUUGUAUGUAACGUCAUAUGUAUUUUCCAUUUUGGGCCUAUUUCAAAUUGCUUGCUAAUGUGUUAUUGUGCAAAAAAAUCUUGUAGAUGGUUGGUAUAAUAAAUAAUUGUUUUGUGUUUUUUAA